AAAUAUUAAAUAGUUAAGAAUUUGUAUAGAUCAUUCUACUAUCAAACCAUCCAAAACUGUUUAUAUUAUUAUAUAUAUAUAUUUCAUUACCUCUAUACCAUAAUUGUUUUAAGUAUCACGAUGGUUCUGGAUUUUAGGAGAUAUAUGUGUAUGUAAUGAGGGUGAAGUAACUUUGGGAGUUGCUUCUUAUUAGACCUCUUUUGAGCAUGAAUGAACUUCUCCUUGGGUGUAAGUGGAAAUAAAAACAAUAUAGUAAUACUUUUUCACAUAGACUAUUAAUACAUAUGUUACAAAGUCGGUCCUCCUCGAUAAAGACUAAUGAAAUAUUCGUUUUAAUCCUCAGAUUUUAAAGUUUUAAUAUAUAUAAGUUAUCCAACCUCAAAUUUUAUCUUUUAGAAAAACACUAAACUUAAAUUUACCUGAAAAUAUUUCUGAUCUUCAUAAUCUCAUUACAUAUCUUUCUUUUUGUAAAUUAGCUCAUUACAUAUCUUAUAAAUUUGAGAAUAAAGAGCAAAAAUGUUCAACAAAUAGUACAUUUUGUUAUAUUUAUUUCAGUGAUGAAUGAGGUCGAAGUGAAAAUCAAACUAAGAGUUGGUGAGAGAAGUGACAGACUGUUGCUACCAUACAAAGUAAAGAACUUGUUUUUUCUUCUCAGUGUCGUUUCAAGAAGACAAAGGUGACACAUGCAAAUAAAGAAUGCAACAAUGUCAAGAAAGCUAGGCUGACCAAAAACAGCGCCCCAAUUAAAGCAGAAGAGCUUUGUCUUUAGUCUAGUGCAGUGUCUGAAUUCCAUGCACUUACAUUUUUUUUUAAAAAAAUUAUUAGUCAACAACUUGUACUUUCAUUAAAUCUUGUCUAGAAGAUUUGUUAUGACGCAACUCCAAUAAACGUUACAACUACUUUAUGGUAAGAAUAAAAAGUCGUUCGUACUUGGCAUCUAAGUUUGAUGGUUUGUCAUUUGAAGUUGAAGUAUCUCACCAUCUAUCUAUAUAAGUAAAAUACGCAUUUAACAUGCAAACUAUGUUUGUUGUUCAAAAAAAAAAAAAAAACAUGCAAACUAUGUUUUCUUCUAAACAGGUGAAAGUGUCUUCGAUCUGAGCUCGAAAAGAGCUUAUUAUAUAUAUCCAAGUAGCACACAUGUUGGAGUUUUAUAAUUCUUUAUGGUUUAACAAAUUAUUUUUCCAGGACAAAACUUUUGUUUUACUAUAUGUCAAUGUAAAACCAAAACAAUAAAACAUGAGUUUUUGGAAUUUGUAUGAUUAAAUAUCUCUUCUCUCUUUUAAUCUCAGCUGCUAGAGACGUGUGGAUAGUACGCGCCGGCGUGCAAGGGAAGAUUGUCGGCAAUCCCUUCGAAGUUGAAAUGCAUCAGUGGUACUUUGACAAAGAUAUAGAAAUCUGAAAGUGAUUCUUUUCUUUUCUUUCAUUACUUUGACUAAAAGCGACACUAAUUAACUUAUUUUUACUUAACCAUGUCAUGCAACAAAAGAGACUUAACUUUUUUAUUACAUGUUCAUAAAUGUAAUCAUGAAACUGGAAUCCCUAAGGUUUGUUGUACAAUCUGCUAGAAUGUAUUCCCUAAGUUUGUGUAGAUCUGCUAAAAAAUACUUUUCUACUGCAAUGGUGUUUUUUUUUAAAUUAUGUUGGAAUCACAUAAUUAUAGAACUGAAUACAAAUAAUAAGUUUUUUAAUUGAAAAUACAAAUAAUAAGUUAAAGUGUAGAAAGUAGAAAAAUACAAAGCAUGAAAUGUCAAAAAGAUAGUCAUCAAUUUUGAAGGAGAAAGAAAAGAUAGAUAUCUAAUAUACUCGAUUUGUCAUGAUACCAAACAAAAUCUUACAAAGAGGUGAACAUGAAAAAAUAAAUAACAUGCAUGAUUUGCAUUCAUUGUUUUUUUUGUAUAUUGAUAGUACCACCAUACCUAAAGGGGAUCCAAAAUAGUUGCUUCUUUUUUCUUUUUUUUUUGUGCACAGUUGCUUCAUAUCACAAAUAUCCAAUUUUACCAACUUGUAUAUAUAUAUAUAUAUAUAUAAUAUGUAUAUUCACACGUAUAUCUCGUGAUUCUUAUCGUUUCUUAUACGGCUAAUACAAACACACGUUACAACUUAAAUUAUAUUGACAAUAGAGAUGGUUGGUAAAUGCAACGACUAAUGAUUUCCGGUAAAUAAGAAAGGAAUAUUAGUUCUAAGAAACUCAAUACAAAUGUCAUUAGCUAAACCGGAUAGAAAAAUGAUUGUUUAUGACAUAAAUGUUGGAAAAUUCUGCUAAUUAAACAUGAAGAAAACAAAAGAAUAUAGUGUGAAAAGUUGAAAACUCGAUUUGAGUCAAAUGCUCCUUCUAGGGUUUGUUUAUUGACUAUAUGAAUAAAUAUAUUACAAACUUAAAACUCAUAUUUUGUACGUAAUUUCUGACAUUCCCUAAAAGUUACUAAAGUUGAUUUUUCUAAACGUCAAAAGUACUGCAUCAUCAGGGUUUUCGGCCGCUGCACCCUCAUGUAUUAACCUUGAUAAAGAAUCUAUAUGUUUAAUUAGUCCCACGUCCGAUUGUGGAAUCAAAAAUAAAUAUUAUCGAUGAUUAUUUCACAUUUAGAAAGACUAUGAAGAAUUAUAUAGGAUUGAAACAUAAAAUCAAUUGGUUACGACUGGAAAUGCUCAUAUUAUCUUUUUAUAUAAAAAUGUUAGAACUAUAAUCAUUUUCACUAAUAUACAGGACCGAAUCUAGAAACAGCUGAAUGAAACAUUGGCCUUGGUCUCCAAUAUUUUUAAAGGUUUUUUGCAUAGGUUUAAGCUACCAAACAUUGACUCCAGCCUCCAAAAUUUUUAGAAUUCAAAUGUUUCAAGCUUUCAAAUUCUCAAAUCUGGCCCUGCUAAUAUGAUAUAUUCUAAGUUCUAACAGGCUCACUCGCAUCAAAAAAGACUGUCACAAAAAUCUAUAUUUAAACAAAAAGUAUUAUGCAAUUCAUGUGUAUAUAAGCUAUGUUCCUUUGAAAAUGGUUCAAAGUAAUACUAUUCUUGUCUCAACCACUUUAUUAAACUAAUUAACGUCUCUUUCUCCCUCUAUGGAGUCGUGUUACGUCUCUCUAGAUUAAGAUCUUCUCCUGAUUGUUCUCUUCAAAAAAUAAUACUUCUCGCUCAUGGAAGAUGAUCAUUUACGGUGUCACGAUAACAUCAACGACGACGAACGUUUGCCAUUGGAGUUUAUGACCGGAAAACAAACAUCCACGGCGGAAUUACAGCCGCCGCAACCGCCGCCAUUCUUGGUAAAGACAUACAAGGUGGUUGAGGAUCCGACCACGGAUGAGGUUAUAUCUUGGAACGAAGAUGGGACCGGAUUCAUCGUGUGGCAGCCGGCAGAGUUCGCUAGAGAUCUCUUACCAACACUUUUCAAGCAUUGCAACUUCUCUAGUUUCGUUCGCCAGCUCAAUACUUAUGGGUUUCGGAAAGUGUCGACGACAAGAUGGGAGUUUAGUAAUGAGAUGUUUCGAAAAGGGCAAAGAGAGCUUAUGUGCAAUAUCCGAAGAAGGAAGAGUUAUCCACACUCACACUCACAUAACAAGUCUCAUCAGGUUGUACCAACAACAACAACGGAGAAGCAAGAAGAUCAUCACCUUGAGGAUCAACGCUCUUCAUCCUCUUCCUCCCCUUUUGUAUACUCUGCUUUACUCGACGAAAACAAGUGCUUGAAGAAUGAAAAUGAGUUCCUGAGUUCAGAACUAGGCAAGACAAAGAAGAAAUGCAAACAACUUAUGGAGUUGGUGGAAAGAUACAAAGGAGAAGAAAACAAUGACGACGACGAUGAUGACGAUGAUAACGAUGAUCAGGGGCUUAAGUUGUUUGGAGUAAAACUGGAGUGAGAGAGAUCGUUUGAUAGAUUUGCCUUGCCAUCUUCUUCACAUUCUUAUAAGUCUGCAUAACUAUACUCUUUUAAGACAUGCCAGAUCAAAGAUCAAAACAUAGUAUUGAUAGUGUUCAAAACGUGGUACAUUACAACAUUGUGUAUAUAUAUGAACGUUAAGAACUCAUGUUUUUU
Brassica rapa (field mustard) is the source of this 4024-nucleotide messenger RNA. RefSeq names its product heat stress transcription factor B-3. The record is from RefSeq and is a predicted model, not a curated record. Lineage: Eukaryota; Viridiplantae; Streptophyta; Magnoliopsida; Brassicales; Brassicaceae. Gene Ontology annotation, molecular function: RNA polymerase II cis-regulatory region sequence-specific DNA binding; DNA-binding transcription factor activity. Gene Ontology annotation, cellular component: nucleus. Gene Ontology annotation, biological process: regulation of transcription by RNA polymerase II.